Messenger RNA from Ziziphus jujuba (common jujube), 410 nucleotides. RefSeq names its product gamma-terpinene synthase, chloroplastic-like. The record is from RefSeq and is a predicted model, not a curated record. Lineage: Eukaryota; Viridiplantae; Streptophyta; Magnoliopsida; Rosales; Rhamnaceae. Bases 6 to 359 code for a protein of 117 amino acids. Gene Ontology annotation, molecular function: terpene synthase activity. The transcript is spliced from 2 exons.
UCAAAAUGGCUCAUCAACAUUUUGGAUUUUCCCUCCCUAUGACAACGUGCAGCACUAGUUUCAGUACCAGGUUAUUACAACCAUCUAAUAUGCUGUCUCCUAAUAUCUCACUUUCAAAAUCAAGACGACUUGUUGUUCAUGCAGAGAAAAACACCAACACCACAACUACCACUUCUUUUGAACCAAACACCAUUAGUAUUCCUCGGUGGUCUGCAGAGUAUAAACCCACCAUUUGGAAGUUUGAUUACAUUCAGUCAUUAAGGAACGAAUACGUGGAAGAAUCAUAUGGCAGACGUGCAAAUCAGCUGAAGGAGGAAGUGAGACUGAUGCUUCUGAGGACGAAUCCGCUGAUCCUUUAGCUCAAUUGGAGCUCAUCGAUAUGUUGCAGAAGCUUGGAUUGUAAUAUACGG